UUUUUUAAAUUCAGUAAUAAUAAUCAUAAUAACGCGUACAAUACACAUUUGAGGUUAUACAUCACGCGUUAUACCUAUGGAUAUCGAUCCAUGUUUACGUAAAAUGAGAUAGAAGAAGACUACAUACUCGAUUCACGCUGAAAAAGACAAAGAUAAAAAACCUACCGUAUCAUGAGACGCACGUGUGUUUCAUAAAAAUUAUUAUUCUUGUUUACAUUUUUUAAAUUAUGAUUUUUUAAAUAAUUUAAUUGAAUACUAACAUCGAAAAUAUUAAUGUUCUCUAUAAUCAUUGUUUAUUUACUUUGACAUAAUAAAAAAAAUGAAAAUUAAUAGAUAAAGAGUUUAAAAAUUAACAAAUUCAAAUUUAUAACCAAACAAUGACUAUUAAUCGUUAUGGUUUAAAAGUGCAUUUGAAUGUUAAAUUACACAUAGCAAAAAAUAAUUUAUGAUGGUUUUUAAAAUUACUCUGCAAUUAUUCAUAAACAGAAGACGAAAACUCAAAUUUGACUGGAUAAAAACUCGAGGAUUUCAUAAGGUGGCUGAUGAGGUACCUGCAACAUCAUUAGUACAAAUUCGUAAAGUAUUUAGGCUUAAAAAUGUACCUAUUCAAGAAGGUCAUGCUUGUAUUGCUAUCAAUUGUCCUAUUUGUAAGCCGAAGAAAGCUAGUGAAUUCAACGUAUUUGUAAAUAAAGCAACAGGAUAUUUUAUGUGCCAAAGUUGCCGACAUACUGGUACUUGGGAUAAUUUAAUUCAGUUUUUGGAUUCCAAAAAGCCUGAAGAUUUUAAAAAGUUGAAGGACAGUCUUUGUAUCGAAGAUGAUUUCACAGACAAAUGGAAUGCAGUCCAAAGUAAUAGUCAAAGUUUUGUUAAUAUUUCCGAAGAAGACUGCAGGGAUAUUCUAAGCAAAUAUAAAUUGCCAUCUGUAUCAAAAGGACAAAUGGAGCAAUUAGAUUGUCACUAUGAUAAAUCAUCUUCAACGCUGUACUUUCCUUUAAUUGGGGUCGGAAACCGAGUUUCAGGGUUCAAAAGUCUAUCUGCAGAUCCAGUGAUCACGGAAACGACGAUUCCUAGAAUGGAUGCUCACGGUUUGAUUAUUUACAAAGAAAAAAAGAUGAAGAAUGAUAGUACCGUGGUUAUAGUUCCUAGCAUUGAGGAUUUGUUGGCGUUAAUAGCCGAAAAAUCAGCCAACGUCGUUAUAUGUCUACCUUACAAUCUUCAGCAUAUGCCACUGCAAAUUUUGCCUCUGAUGGAGUCAUACAAGAAAUUAAUUCUCUGGUUUGGAAACGACGCAGCGAGUUGGGAUUCAGCGAGACACUAUUCCAAAAAAUUAAACGAGAAACGUUGUUUCUUUGUGAGGCCAACUAAUCAACAGCCUCGACCCAAAAUUGCUGCUCUCGAAGGGUACAAUCUUAAGAAUAUUAUUGCUGAGGCUCAGCCGAUUUGGCAUAAAAGCAUCACGACUUUCAAUACUCUGCGUGAAGAUGUGUUGAGUGAUUUGCAGAAUAUUGAUAAAGUUCAGGGAGUUAAAUGGACUAGGUUUCCUACUUUAAAUAGAGUAUUAAAAGGACAUCGCCGAGGAGAAUUUACUGUACUUACUGGACCCACUGGUUGCGGAAAAACGACUUUCAUGAGCGAGUACUCUUUAGAUCUAGCAAUGCAAGGUGUAAAUACCCUGUGGGGAAGUUUUGAAAUCCGAAACGCAAGACUUGCUAGGACGAUGCUUCAGCAAAUGGCCGGAGUGCCAUUAGACGAUAAUAUUCAAAGCUUUGAUACCUUUGCCGACGAAUUUGAAAAGCUGGCGAUUUAUUUCAUGACUUUUCAUGGCCAACAGAGUAUAGACGUCGUCAUGGAGGCCGUUGAGCAUGCCACCUACGUCCACGAUAUUGCUCAUGUGAUCAUCGACAAUGUGCAAUUUAUGAUGGGAAUGUCCGAACAAUCUAAGCACGUUGAUAGGUACUGGAGGCAGGACAUGAUUGUCUCGCAAUUUCGUUCUUUCGCUACUAAAAGUAACUGCCAUGUCACACUGGUAAUUCAUCCGAGGAAAGAACGCGUUGAAGAAGAACUUACCACUGCCUCGAUUUUCGGUGGCGCAAAAGCUAGUCAAGAAGCUGAUAAUGUUUUAAUUAUCCAAGAUAAACGAUUGAUUAGUGUUCGGGGAAAAAAGUAUUUACAAAUUGCCAAAAAUCGUUACAGUGGCGAUUUAGGAAUAAUGAAUUUAGAAUUCGACCGUAAUAGUUUAAGUUAUCAACAAAAGAAAAAACAAAAAACAACAGAUACCUCAAAAGAAUCAGAUGAAAAUAUUAAUAAUUAAUUAUAAUUAUUAAUUAAAAUACACAGUAGUUAUUGAAAAAAAAAA
Messenger RNA from Cotesia glomerata, 2356 nucleotides. It is a transcript of the gene mtDNA-helicase, whose product is annotated as twinkle protein, mitochondrial. Gene Ontology annotation, molecular function: 5'-3' DNA helicase activity; single-stranded DNA binding; ATP binding. Gene Ontology annotation, cellular component: mitochondrion. The record is from RefSeq and is a predicted model, not a curated record. The transcript has 5 exons. Bases 446 to 2311 code for a protein of 621 amino acids. NCBI's taxonomy places the organism in Eukaryota, Metazoa, Arthropoda, Insecta, Hymenoptera, Braconidae. Gene Ontology annotation, biological process: mitochondrial DNA replication.